Messenger RNA from Paramecium sonneborni, 380 nucleotides. Lineage: Eukaryota; Ciliophora; Oligohymenophorea; Peniculida; Parameciidae. The record is from the annotation of a GenBank genome assembly.
AUGGAAGCAUUUGUAAUACUGAGAAAUAUUAUUAAACCAGAAUAUCUAAACUAUUAUAAAGAUUGGAUAUUUAUAGCAAGUUAAAAAGAAGCAAGAGGUUUAUAAUUAAUUGGUGCAAUUUAUAAAUAUAAAGGAAGAAAAUUAUUUAGGUAAUAUCAAUAUGAUAAAUUUAGAGCAAAGCCUCUAACAGUUUAAUUAUAAGAAUUAACAGAUUAAUAAGAAUUAAAGUAAAUUUAAAUCACUUAAUUUUGAUUAGUUUUAAAAAACUGAAGAAAUGCAUAGAAAAAAUUAAACAUCUACAACUUAUGGUACUGAAUUUGGAUAUUUAUACAACUAUUAAAACCUCAGAAUAAUGUGUUUAAAUUUAAAAAAUGUUCUGA